Messenger RNA from Fusarium odoratissimum NRRL 54006, 432 nucleotides. RefSeq lists its product as uncharacterized. Bases 1 to 432 code for a protein of 143 amino acids. The record is from RefSeq and is a predicted model, not a curated record. The transcript is spliced from 4 exons. Lineage: Eukaryota; Fungi; Ascomycota; Sordariomycetes; Hypocreales; Nectriaceae.
AUGUCCAUGGUAAGCGCUCACGAUCUCGAAGGCAAAACCGUAGCUUUUGUCAACUUCGCAACCGGCACCGCCAUCGAUCUCAAAGAUGGCUUUACCAGCCCUCCCGACGGCACUCCCUGCAUCGGAUGGCAAGCCCACCUUAACGAGAACCAGCAGUGGAAGUGCGUCAAGUACCAGCACGGUCCUGAUGAUCAGCCUCAGUUCAGACUCCAGAACAUUAGAGCCUCUGGACGAGCCAUGGACCUCUACAAUGGAGGAACAUCUGAUGGCACUGAGAUUGUCGGCUGGCAGUACAGUGGCUUUGGUGGGCAUCAGCUUUGGUGCAUUCGUCCUGUUGGAUACUUUCCUGCUCAUGGAACUAUUGUCAAGAUUGAGAACAUCCCGGCUGGAACCUUUGUUACUCUCCAAAGCGGCAGCGCUCAGUACGGGUAA